Messenger RNA from Parathielavia appendiculata, 914 nucleotides. RefSeq lists its product as uncharacterized. The record is from RefSeq and is a predicted model, not a curated record. Bases 264 to 791 code for a protein of 175 amino acids. The transcript is spliced from 2 exons. Lineage: Eukaryota; Fungi; Ascomycota; Sordariomycetes; Sordariales; Chaetomiaceae.
CGGGGUCAUUCUCCCACUCACUUGCCCGGGCGGAUCCCCACAUGCCAUCGACUUGUCUAGAGUUCUCCAUUCGAAAGGAACAGUUCUACCGUCUCAGGCGGUUGUGCUGGCUGCACCCUGCGUCUCCCUGGGACACGGCACUGGCUCUUACAAGUGGUGACAACACUCGAUGCCCGGCCCCCGAAAUGUUACGUGCCACGAUUUUGGGCAUCAUGACAAACAUAAGGUAGCACUUCACUUUCGGUUAUAACGCAAGCUACCUGAUGGUAACAAUUGCAAUUGUGUUCUGUUUGUCAGACGAGAUCUUCACAACAUCCUGCUUCCCUAAGGUAUCGCCUCACCCGAAGUACGUCCACAUCACACAAUGGCCGUCUGCGAGACACGGCCUUCUACAUCCCCGGCUGACAGUCCCUUUCCUCCAACGUCGAAUCUAUCAAGGCCCGCCGCGGUGUCGGUGCUUUCUUCCGCUGGCUAGAAGGCCUCCUCGCCGCCGCCGCCUUGUACGCACUCAUCACCACUAUCCUGUCGCUGCUCAAGAAGUUUGCCAACCCGGGCCCAGGCUGCUGCGUUGUUUGUGGGCAUUUCUCGCGCUGCAUUACGUGCAAUACUGUGUAGGAAAGUAUUGUACAAUGCAAAUGCUCUCAACGCCUCCGUAUUCGUUGCCGGGCUUCCGAGUCUUUGUGGGGCUAUGGGGCGCCGAGCCCCAGGUACAGCGGACAGGGGUGGCUGAAAUGAGUCUCCCGCAGCUGAACAAAGCCACGGCUGCCGGGCCCUGGGUAAAGGUGAAUUAGGCCAUGACAGCGAGGCACGAUAAAGGGGGCUUACACAGCUGCACCAAGGUUUUGUGCAAAGAAUGGAGUAGGUAAGUAACACUUUUGGGAGGGGUCGGAGUUCGGAGCCUACAGACGCCAACA